UGCACUUAUACCAACAGCUGCAAUAUGAUAAAAAAUUGCACAAAGUGCAAAAGUUUUGUGGCAGCUGCAAUUGUCUUCUUAUUACCUGAUGCUGUGCAGACAAAGUAUAUCGAAGGAGAGCUUGAGACGCUGGAGAACUGGGCGUUUGUAGCUAGGUUUUGCUUCCUUUCCGAGGAAGGUAUUUUCCAGUACACGAUCACAUAUGAGAGGAAAUAUGCCGUGCAGAAUCUUCUUUUAUAUUACGAUACUGACACACAGUGGCCAGCAGUUUAUAAAACAAAUAAGACAUGCAGGGAAAAAGAAGCGGUGAUGGCCGCAGGGCAAAACCAAGUUAUUUCUCUAUCACCGAGAACACCUUUCCUUUCCGGUUGCUCCGAGGAGGAUGACACAAUUACAUGCGUCAACGAAAGAAGAUUCCGUUCUGCACGAGAGAGGUGGUGGUUUUUAGCAAUCAGCAAUUGCAACACUACAAAGGGCCUUCGUCUUCAGUACAAAUUUCAAAUGACCAAUGGGCCUCCUGAGGAUUAUUGGCGGCACCACUUUUCCGCUGACGAGUUUUAUAUACUUCCACUUCUUAUACUUUUUCUUUUUGUCUACGUGAUUUUACUUUUCGCAGUAUUGAUUUUCGCCGUUGAGCUGCGAUCGCGGCAAUUGCUGCAUACAACGUACAGACAAUUUAUCGUAUCUGUCGCUCUUCAAACUGUGGGCAUUGGAAUGCUCGGAUUAGCAUACGCCAGAUACGCAGGCGACGGUAUCGGAAACCCACUUCUUAAAGACGCAGGUCGAUUUUUUGAAGCGGCCAGCGAGAAUGUUUUCUUGCUCAUGCUGUUGCUGCUGGCUCAGGGUUACACAGUCACCAAAGGUCGCCUCAAGUUGAGCUCCGCCAUCCGACUCACCAUCUUCAUGUGCCUCUACUCGUCGGGACAAAUUGCACUUUUUGCUUGGGAAAAUCAGCUGUUUGACCCAGGUGAUGUUUUAUAUUUGUACGAGUCGCCCGUCGGACACAUGUUAGCGGGCCUGAGGUUGAUCGCUUGGGCCAGGGCGCUCCUUUCCACGGCUCAGACGCUGGCAAGCGGCGCCGGCUCGAAGGAACAAUUUUACAAACGCUUCGCUACUCUUGCUGCGUUAUGGUUCAUUUCUGGGCCGCUUUUAGUUUUGGCUUCAAGUUUGUGGAUAGACAAGUGGGUUAGGGAAACUGUGUGGUGCGCUGCCUCACACACAAUAGCUCUGGCAGGACACAUAGCAUUUUGCGUGCUGACAAGACCAUCUCGGGCCAACGCAAAUUUCCCGUACCAUGUACGCACGUCGCAAGUUGGCGUGAUGACGCCUACUUUGAGGGACGAAGACUCUGAAAAUAAUUUCAAUGAGCAUGCUUAUGCACCAAGCGCAGUGAUUGACGCGGCGAUCGAAAGGAAACCGACACCGCCUCGCCAAGCUGCGGACUGGGCAAGUCACGUUCCAGUCGGCCUCUUCACAGUGAGUCAGGCCAUUUCCAGGGCAAACGAAAACGAAACAAUGACACCGGCCACGGCUGACCAAGUCACUCCAGGCGCAAGUAUUGAAUCAAAUGAAAGUCUUGGCCAGGAAGAACAAGAGCAGCAACCAAAAAAAUUUUAAAAGCGAUGUGCAGAAAAUAAAGAAAAAUUAA
Messenger RNA from Neocloeon triangulifer, 1648 nucleotides. RefSeq names its product transmembrane protein 145. The coding region runs from base 25 to 1617 and encodes 530 amino acids. The transcript has 12 exons. Lineage: Eukaryota; Metazoa; Arthropoda; Insecta; Ephemeroptera; Baetidae. Gene Ontology annotation, biological process: response to pheromone; G protein-coupled receptor signaling pathway. The record is from RefSeq and is a predicted model, not a curated record.